This is a messenger RNA of Sphaeramia orbicularis (orbiculate cardinalfish), 3377 nucleotides long. RefSeq names its product ventrally expressed dharma/bozozok antagonist (gene ved). The transcript is spliced from 3 exons. The coding region runs from base 1060 to 1953 and encodes 297 amino acids. NCBI's taxonomy places the organism in Eukaryota, Metazoa, Chordata, Actinopteri, Kurtiformes, Apogonidae. Gene Ontology annotation, biological process: central nervous system development; neuron projection morphogenesis; spinal cord motor neuron cell fate specification. Gene Ontology annotation, cellular component: nucleus. The record is from RefSeq and is a predicted model, not a curated record. Gene Ontology annotation, molecular function: sequence-specific double-stranded DNA binding.
UCAUGUUAGAUCAGUAGAUGCUUUUGGGCAAUGAUGGUUGUUUGGGUCUUUAUGGGUUAAUAAGAUUACUGGUGGUAAAUGACAUUUGUGUGCCUAUCAAUCCAUUUGGAUGGUUUUUCAGUCUUCAGCUGCAAGUACUGUAUUCUCCUAUUUAAUUUUUGCAUUAAAAUAUUGACCAUAAACAGUGUUAAUGAGGCUACUUUGUGCCAUUUCCUCAUUCCUUGUUAUUAAAACAGAAACUUACAAAUUCAUAAAGAAACCAUCAAAGUAUCUGUGGUCCUUCAGGAGUGAGACUCAGUAUAUAGUCUAAAAAUCUCCCUAUGGGUCGUCAAUUAUACAAAUGAUGAUCCAUCUUUAAAACCUAUUGACCUUGCCCUUAAUCUGGGGAUCACCCUCAGAUCAGUGUUUUAUUAAGCCACUCUUUCCUCAUCAUGUUCCUGAUGUUUCUUUAACUUUUGUGUGGGUUAUAAUUUUGGAGAUUAAACAUAUGAGUGCUUACAGCCUGUUGAAAUAUUUGACAGAGGAAAGUACUUGUAAAUACAAUUAGAUGACUGAAAAAUUAUCAAAGAGGAAGUUUUGAUUCAAUAUUUAAGAUGCUUUAUGUUACAGACCCAGUAAUGUAUGCUUAUGUUGAGUCAGCCUUAAAGAACAAAGAUGACUAUCUGAUGAGCAUCCCGCAUUUUUACAGUAUAGAUUUCAUUGAAGAGGAUCAAGGUGUGUCUAUUAUCUAUUUGGAGGCAGGAAAGGGAGGGAGGGGGCCCCAGACUCACUGGAGCCAGUGUGUAACAGCCUCAUUGAGACUGAAUGAGACGUCUUAAUUACUCCAGUUGUGAAAACGGAGGGCGGGAGGGAAGGGAGGAUGCAUGCUUUGAUCUCUGGCUGAGGGAGCUUGAAAUGAGGAGGGAUGCCCCCUAUAAAUACAAACCAGCUCCGAGGGGCAACUCAUAACUCCUGAGCUGCUUCUCCUGUAUUCAGAACAUCACCUGAACAGACCUUUGCUGAAAAAUCUGAAGGACUUAUUUCUUUCCUGGGCUUUUGGAUGAAACAACGAGUGACGACAUGAAGGGACAUUUCUCUAUUGAAUGGAUGGCCCAGAGCAGCCAGUCAACAGGAGCAGAGGCUGUGGCUGGCUCCAUGAGGCCCCUGAUGGAGCUCACUACCUGUGGGACACAUUCAGAGAGUCUGCCUGGCUUCUACUGCCGACAAAGGCCCGAACAUUUCCCAGCACAGGAGCAGCACAUAAACAGGAGCCAGAGCCUUGAAGCAUACGGCCACCCCAGGUCCAACAUGAACCUUCUCCAGCACCGAACCCCUCACACUGUUCACAACCCACAAGAAGCAGAGGCAGACUUCAGCAGUGGGACAGAAGAGGAGACUUCCGGGUAUGAAAGUGAAGAGGGUCAUUUGCUGUCUCCCUCAGCGCCUGCAGACUGUGCCUCCACCUCACCGCCAUCUCCUCCAUCUGGCAGGAGACCACGUACAGCCUUCACCGCAGAGCAGAUCAGCAGCCUAGAAAGGGCCUUCAAGAGGAAUGCAUACCUGGGAACACAAGACAAAACUGAGCUCUGCAAGAAGCUCAACCUCUCAGACAAACAGAUCAGAAACUGGUUCCAGAACAGACGGAUGAAGCUGAAGCGAUCGGUGCAGGAUGCCCUGGCUCAAGCCUGCCAGGCAAGCGUUGCCUCUCAGUUCAUGCAUUACCCAGAGCUGCAGGCCUACAGGCCAGCAUCUUAUCCCAGGUACCACUCAGUAGCUCAGGAUGGCUCAGCUGCUGCUGCUGCUGCAUCUUAUGUCCAUCCACACAGCCUGCAGUACAGCUCUCCUCUGGCUGCCGGUGUCUCCACGCUGCCCCGGGACUCUCUUUACCAGUACAGCAGCCUCCCAGGAGUCAUGCUGCCCUCCACCACCACCCCACUGAUGGCAUCCUACGCAACCUAUCCCCAGUACUACUGAUACCCAUCUAAUGUCUGAGAAUCAUAGUCAUAUCUGCUGUGAUAUUCUGUCAGACAAGACGAGAUUGCACUGAUCUAUUUCUUAUCCUAAUAGGAUCAAUGCCAAUAGAAAGACAGAAAGUAUGGCACAUUUACUGCUGUGAAGCUUCAAGUUUAAUCAUGGAUCACAUCAAGUAAUGUGCAAUAUCAUGAUUUGUACGUUUGCCUCUGCUUGUAAUGAUGUAUAGUUUUGAGCUAUUUAAAAUGAAUUUAUGAAGUGUUUGUCUGUUUUUGUGUUCAUGUUACUGUGGCUUAAUUUUUUAAUAAAACAAGAAAAAUAAUUAAAUGUCUCAUUUGUAUGCAUUAUCUGGAAUUAAAAUUGAUUAAAAAAAAUUCACUUACCAUAUAUGUACAUUUUUGUAUAUUUUACAUGUGUAUUUUACUGUUAUAAUACUCUAAUCCACUACACUUUUUGUCACUACCUUUCAUGAAGAACGUGACAAGUAAAUUUACCUUAUACUAUUCUGUAUGUCUUGAUUCAGUUUUACCUCUAUUAGUGUAAUUUAGGAGACAAAUUGGAACUAUAUGAAUCAAAUAUAACUGAGCAGUCAGAACAUAACAAGCUAUAUUCUCCCUCCAACAAGGUUUCAAGGACAUAAACCUGAAAAGGGAAAUGAAGGGAAUGAGGAAGACUCUCACAAAAGUUUUGUAUCUGUGUAUGUCAGAAUAUGAUGCAACUAAUUUGUCAAACAAAAUGUUGGUUGUCACCUAGUUUUGAUUUUCAUUCUUUCAAUUUACAAAGGUUUAUUUUUAGUAAAUACUUGCUCUUUCAGUGAUUGUGACAUUGUGUUUUCUGUGUAUUCCUGUUCCAGAACUUCCAGGAAUCACAACUCUUUGAAUUCAUUUUUCAGCUGGUUAUAUAUUGCACAAUUACUGACAUAUUUUGGGACUGUGUGUUUUCCACCUACCGCUGCAAGCCUGCAAAAACACUCUUGUAAUGUUUUUCAAGACUUCCUACAACUGGCUACAUAACCCUGAAAGCAUGUCCUGCAUCUUCUGCUUUGGUUUUGUAUAAACAUACAGGUGUAAAAGAAGUCAAGGGGCAAAGUGUAACUAUAACGCCAUCUGUGGACUGGAGUGAGAAAAGCAAUGAUGAGUGGUGGAAAAUAAGUAAAUGAGUUUUGUAAAAGAUUGGCUACAUUUUAUGUGACAACACCCAGUAGUAAUUCAAGUUGCCAGAAUGAUUCCUGACUCUUUAGUCCCAAUAUUAAAAUUAUCCUUAAAUGUUAAUGAUCUGUAUACAUUACAAUUAUUUAACUGAAGUGUAACAUCAAAAUUGAAAACUGCUACUGGAAAUAAUGAAUCUUCAAGUUUCAGUUUUCCUCAGAUGUUGUGCAGUCAGAAAGCAAAUACAAAAUGACUAAAAAAAUUUGUGUGCACAUAAGU